AUGGCUCCGUUAAAAGCUGUCAAUCGUCCUGUGGACCCCAAGGAGAAGGAUGAGGACGUCAACAAUAAACUCAGGCUCUACGGAAUCUAUCGUGGCUUUAUCAAUGGCAAGCUGCCAUCAAACAAACAAUGCGAUGUUGCUCUAAACAGCGUCAUCAACUCCAAGUAUCUCGCAUCCCCCUCGAAGGAGCUGUCGGAGGAGGGUCGGGCCCUUGUGAAGGAUCUUCGUGAUGUUAUUGAACAAGCGAAGCUCCUAUUCAUCACCAAAAAUGAAGGCGACCUUCUGCAGGAGUUCAUCUGGGAAUCUCAGCAUAUCAGGCCUCCUGACGUGACAAAGAUGGAUGGGCCGGUCGACAAGGAAAGCGCCAAACAAGAUACCACCAAUGCUGCGCAGGGAUUGAAGACUCUGGGUACUCUUAUAAUCACCAAUGGAGAGUUCCGCAAGUUGCUCAGUGACGCUGUCGUUCUCCUGCGCGAAAUCGCUGGAGAUGCAACCCAGAAAGUUGCCGAAAAGGUUAAGCCAUCUGAGGAGGAACUCUCCCAGAUUGAGCAGCCUGCAGAAGAAAAUGCCUGGCACGAUAAGCCGAACAUUUCCAGAGAGCAACUCACGAACAAGUUCAAGGCUCAGGAUCCUAAAGAGGUCGAGGAGGCAGCCAACGCGGCCACAAAAGCAGCAAUUGGUGACCGGGAGAGUGCUCCUAUCUCCGAGAUUGAUUUUCGCGCUGGUGGUGCUGCAGCUGCUUCGCGUCUCAAAGAGACUGCAUCGACUGCAUCCCAAAGUGUUAGCGAGGAUGCAAAGAAUCGCGCCAAUGAGAUUGCACGACAGACCCAGGAAUUCUUUUCCAGCAAGAUGCCUCCGGAACGGCGUGAUAAGCUCCUCUGGCGUCUGAAGAAGAUGAUCCUCGAGAUCCAGGGGCGUUCUGACUAUCAGCAAGCUAUUCAAACACUGUUGUCUCUCAUAGACACCUAUGGAGGCCAUGUACAGAAUGUGUCCCAGCAGGGCACUGGCACGCUGAAAUGUGCCAGAACCGACCCAAGUUUGCAAAGGGCCGCGACUGAUCUGAAGACUUUGAUCGAGCGAUUUGCGAACAGCACAUCGACCGAUGAUUUCUUUGAGUCGGUCAACAAUUUCUAUCGUGAUGCGGAUCGGGACCCUCAAUUGAAGGACUGGUUCAAAGAAAUGAAUACUUACAUCAGGAAAUGCUUGUGCGAGCAAGGUUACAUCAUGCAGGAUGCUGCCACGCAGGAGUGGAAUAAACUGUAUGAACAGGGCAGCUUCUUGUUGCGCGACCGCUACAGAAACCACGUUGAGCGUAUUGUUGACGAGAUCAAAUUCCUUACCACACAAUUCUAUGAGGACCCUCAGAAUAAGGCUUUGAGCAAAUCUCUGCUAAAGCUCUUCAAGAAUCUCGGUACAGAUGAGAGGGGAUUCCCAAAGUUCAAGCCGCAUCUCUUAAAGGACAUUGCAACCGUUGUCAUCCCAGAGAUUUUCGAGAACCUUCGCUAUAUCCCUCUCCCUCGGAUUGAAGUCUCUGACCAAUUACUUGACGCGGUCGUUGAUAAUAUCGUCAUUGAGAGUGACAACCUGACACCCAAUGUCUUUGAAUUUGGCUCUGACAACUAUUGGCGCUGGGGUCGGAAGGGAAUCAGUAACAAACAUGAUCACAGGAUCAUGAUCGCUGCAUCUGGAAUUCAGGCCGAUAUUAAAGAUGUCAGUUACUAUAUCAGGAAGAAGCAAGGCUUCCCCUCAAUCACGGAUACUGGGGUCAUGGACAUCUACCUUGGCGGUGAGGGGUUCAGCUUCAAGAUCGCAGCUGCAACACCCACCGACGGCGACAGGCAGCGCUUCGUCAAAGCGGACAGAGUUUCUGUUACCGUCAGGAAUCUUGACAUUAAGCUGAAGAAGUCCAAGCACAAAAUUCUCUUCAAUCUCUUCAGACCAAUACUCUUCAGUGUCGUCAAGCCAGUCGUGCAGAGAGUGCUCGAGAAGCAGAUUCGAGACGCGUUCGCCAAAGCCGAUGCAUUUGCAUACAACGUAUACACUCAAGCUCAGCGUGCCCAAGCGUCUAUCAGAGAAGAUCCCAAAAACGCUCCGAACGUCUACUCUCGCUACGUUGAUGCGGUCCGCCAGACGCUCAUGGAGAAGAGGCAGAAGGCUGAGAGUAUUGCUCAACAACGUCAGACCAAGAUGCAGGUGACGGCCACUCAACACGACGCUCUCUUCAAGGACAUUAAGUUGCCGGGCCUCAUUACCAACAAGGCAACGGAAUACAAGGAACUGGCCACUAAGGGCGACCGCUGGCAAUCUCCAGUCUUCGAUAUUGGCGGGGCUUCGCAGUCCAAGGACCUGCCCAAGCUUGCUCCAAUCACCCGUAAGCCGCACGACAGGGCGGAGGGCACGUUAAGGGAGCGUUCUCAGGGACCUAACGGACACGCCGUGACCUAUGAGUCCCAAAGCGGUGUCGAGGUGGUUGGUGAUAGUGGUUUUACCAAGCAGGUCGACCAGGCCUUAGGAACUAUCGCAGGUCCUGCAGAAUCACCAGCCCCUGCAGAGUUCCUUGUGUGUUCAUAUCGUUUGUCUCGCUUUUUGACUCGCGGUAUUAUUAUUCAUGUGGAUGUUAGUCGACUGUUUGUAGUUGCAAAAGACACUGGUUCCAAUAAAAUGUUUUGCAAACCAAUUGACUGUACUUUCUCCUGCGUACUUCCAGUUUCUUCCUCCGCACGCAGUUAUUCACGUCUCCGGGGCAGAACCCGGCCCCUAUCCUCAGUCGGACGCUCACUUCAAACAAUUGGCGAAAUAAUAGAAAUACAGCAAGCAGCCAUGCCUCCAUCGCAAACAACCGCGGCGUCAACCGCGCCCUCUCGCAAAGCUGUUUCGAGGCCGGUCCGCACCUACCUUGUCGCGUAUAACGUCAUCUGCUUUGGCCUCUGGGCGACUUGCACACUGCGAAUGGCACUGUUGGUCCCCAUUCUGGCACCGAUCGGCCAUGUCCCGGCCAUAUUCACGCAUCUAUUCUCGCCGCUGUUGACGGUAGCGCAGUCGCUGGCGUUUCUGGAAAUCGUGCAUUCGAUCGUGGGCAUCGUGCGGGCGCCUGUGUUUACUACUUUCCUGCAAGUGGCGAGCCGAUUCCUGGUCGUGUGGGGUGUCAUGUUCCUAUUCCAUGAGGGUUCGGGCUUUGUUGCUCCUGGUGAGGGUAUCCUCGGAGGCGACUAUGAGGGAAUUGUAGGAAAGGGAGCCCUGCCAGGUGAAGGCGCUCAGGUUGGGGACUGGGCGUUUCUGGGCUGCCUGGCUGCGUGGGGAGUUACCGAGUGCAUCAGAUAUGGAUACUUUGCUUUGCAACUUUGGGGGAAAGGUGUGCCGAGCUGGUGGACGUGGUUGAGAUACAACACGUUCUAUGUUCUCUAUCCCAUGGGAAUCAGCAGCGAGUGUGUCCUGGUCUGGAAGGCUCUCAAACCUGCUGCAGAAUUGCACCCUCUGUAUCGGUGGUUCUUGAUCGCGACGCUUGUGAUCUAUGUCCCAGGAUCCUACAUCCUGUACACGCACAUGAUGGCGCAGAGAAGAAAGGUCUUGAGGGGAAAGAACAGGGCAGACUGA
Molecule: messenger RNA, 3594 nt
Organism: Rasamsonia emersonii CBS 393.64
Lineage: Eukaryota; Fungi; Ascomycota; Eurotiomycetes; Eurotiales; Trichocomaceae
Exons: 17
Coding region: 1-3594 (1197 amino acids)
Molecular function (GO): lipid binding
Source: RefSeq, a predicted model, not a curated record